AGGACGAGCUCCGUUUUUCUUCCGGGAGCAACUCAGACGACAGUGUGCCAGAACACCGGAACAAACCGUCUGUGAAUGAAUCAAACUCACCCACGUCUGGAGGGAGUGGAGGAGGAGGAGUCGUGUGAAACUCCUCUUGAGGUCACAGAUGGAUGUUAUAAAAACAGGAAAAGUGUUCAGCUGCCAGGAGAGAGUUCUUCAUAUCUCUGCGACGCAAUGCAAAGCGCACCGAAACCGCAGUUUGCCAGCUGGCUGAUCGAGCAGGUGCAGACGGGCCAGUACUCCGGUCUGCGCUAUGUGGACCAGCACAAGUUCAGAGUCCCCUGGAAGCACAACUCCAGGAAGGACUGCAACGACGAGGACAGUAAAAUAUUCCGGGCCUGGGCAGUGGCAAGUGGAAAAAUCAACGAGUUCCCCAACGACAAGGCCAGGUGGAAAACCAACUUCCGCUGUGCUCUCAACAACCUCACCAUGCGCUUCAAGAUGAUCAAAGAUGAUUCCAAGAAUCCAGACGACCCUCAUAAGAUCUACGAGAUUGUCAACACUGAGUACAAAAUUGAGGGUCUUCCAACACAAGACUCCGGUUGUGAUAUGACUCCAGAGAUUUACAGCCCUUCCACAGAGUUCUUCCUCUCAGGAAACGAGCAUAACCUACAUAACGAUUUAAUGGCUCUGGAUCUUGGUACUCAACCAACAGAUGAGCAGCUGUGGGGGGAGAAUUGUGUCCAGCACGACCCCGCGGUUCUUGGAAACUAUCCUGCUGCAGCAGAGACCCUCCCGCCAUUUUUACCAGACGAUCAGCAGAUCUACAACGACAUAAACCAUGCCCCCGUCCUCGGUUCACCUCAGCAGCCCAGUCUGUAUGACUUUGAGGUAUUCAUCUACUACAGAAAUAAAAAAAUGCUAAAGACGACGGUGCAAACCAACUGUCUUCAGCUCCACUACCACAGCGAAAUGCCGGGCUUGCAUUCCAUCUGCUUUCCGUCUACUGAGGGUCUGCUGGAUCACAAGCAGGUCGAAUACACUAAUCGCAUCCUCAACAGCAUCCAGCGUGGUCUUCUCCUGGAGGUGCAAGAUACUGGUAUCUACGCUUUGCGGCAGGACAAAUGCCACGUCUUCGCCAGCACCAGCGACCCCAGUGUUGCUCAACCUAACCCAUCUAAAUUACCCAAAAACACCAUGGUGGAGCUCCUCAGCUUUAACAAAUUUGUUCAUGAGCUCAAGCAGUUCACGGAAAACAAUGGCGGCUCUCCCGAAUACACCAUAAACAUGUGCUUUGGAGAAAAGUUCCCUGAUGGAAAACCUCUGGAAAAGAAGCUCAUCACCGUGAAAGUGGUGCCUCUGAUCUGUAAACAUCUUCACGACGUCGCCCAGGCGGAGGGGGCUUCUUCUCUUCACAGCACCAACGUCAGCCUGCAGAUUUCCCACAACAGCCUCUUUGAUCUCAUCAGCUCGGUGUUUUCUCCGCCUGCGGCCGAAGAGCCGGCACACCUGACUAGUGCACCCUUCCUUAAUCAGAUGUGAAAUCUGAUUUCUUGUGUUAAAGUAGCUUAAGUGAGAAUCACUUUAUGUCCAUAACAUAAUAGAUAAACUGACUUUUUUAACCACUACAUGAGUAGAAACAAGCUCAUCCAUUAGCAAACUGUUACAAACCCAUUUUUAUAGAAGAAAUUACCGUUUAAAAGUAAUGAUUUGUUGAGCUGGUAUCAUCUGUUUGUUAUAAGAAAGUAAAUCCUGUUUAGGUUUUAUUAAUAUAUUUAUUAUAUGUAAAGAUAGAAAUAUUUGUAUAUUACUCUUCAUGUGUGUUACGUUCUGUUUAAACAUCAGUUAAACCUUUACUGCUGGUUACUUUUCUUGUCGUAACAAAUAGAAUUUGCAUUAUUUAAAUAAGCUUGAAUGUUGUAAUCUUUAUCAUGUAAGGUGAUCUAAUAAAUAUAUUUGUAGCGUA
This is a messenger RNA of Nothobranchius furzeri (turquoise killifish), 1948 nucleotides long. It is a transcript of the gene irf7, whose product is annotated as interferon regulatory factor 7. The record is from RefSeq and is a predicted model, not a curated record. Gene Ontology annotation, molecular function: protein binding; DNA-binding transcription factor activity, RNA polymerase II-specific; RNA polymerase II cis-regulatory region sequence-specific DNA binding. Gene Ontology annotation, biological process: regulation of transcription by RNA polymerase II; immune system process. Gene Ontology annotation, cellular component: nucleus. NCBI's taxonomy places the organism in Eukaryota, Metazoa, Chordata, Actinopteri, Cyprinodontiformes, Nothobranchiidae.